UUAUGCAAUUGUCCAUUUCACGCUUCCUGGAAAAACAAAUUUCACACUUGUCUCGCUGAACAUCUUAAACUGAGUCUUGAAAGUUAAUUUGUUUUUUUCAGGGUACCUUUGCACAUUUAGUUAUUUCAGUAGAUUAUCAAUGAAAUCAUUCCUCCAUCACAACCAGUGUGGUUACAAAUGUGUACACUACCAAUUAUCAUGGUGCUCAUAGCGAUGGGCAUGCUAUCACAUUAGAUCGAUACUUUCUUGUUUCUUAUGUUAAAUUCGUUUUAGUACUAAGAAAUGAAAUCAGUAACAGAAUUACUGGUUGUACCAGCUGGUGUGGACUAGUAUGCCUGGUCUGGUGAGACACCGAGCACUUUGUCUGAUAAGAUUACCUUCUCAAGCAGACUGUUCAAUCGUCCAAUCUACUGCAGUACCAGGCUUUUCAUAUGAUUAGGUUACUUUGCCACAAAGGAGAGAUAAGAAAGAAGAGGAAAGGGGGAAUUGACUAAACAAAAAGGAAACAAGAUGGGAGGAUACCAGCGCAUAGAUAAGUCGGCUUACAAUAUUGGGUGUCAUUUCUGUUUAUAUUCAUCCUACCAAGUCUUCAAAAGCAACCCUGUUGAUCUGUUGGCAAGGAAAACUCUCAGUAGCUUGAGAAGAACUCAAAAAUUGCAAGCAUUCACUUAUCAUAAUUCUGUAAAGAAGCAGACAACAAACACUUUGAUCCAUGUUCAUGCCUGGAGCAAAAUACAGGCAGAAAUCAGAGCUCGACGUGCUAAUAUGGUAGCAGAAGGUCGCAUUAGGCAGAAGAAACAUGACAAUCAGUUAAAACUUGAGGCUAAGCUUCAUGAUUUGGAGGUAGACUGGAACGGAGGCAGCGAGACAAAGGAGGAAAUAAUUGCCAGGAUACAGCAAAGAGAAGAAGCUGCAGUCAAGAGAGAACGAGCCAUGGCAUAUGCGUUCUCUCAUCAGUGGAGGGCAAACUCCGGGAUGAACCAAGGGCCAUUUGUCUUUGAGCUCGCGAAAGGUAAUUGGGAGUGGAGUUGGGUGGACAAAUGGAUUGCAGCUCAGCCAUGGGAGACCAGAUCUUCCACUCUCACGAAGGUAGUUAACAGAGUUGGUAAGGGUGCAAAACUACCUAGUUCAGUUAAACAUGCAAGCAUUGACGGGAAGGAAUUCGCAAAGAAACCAUCUAAGCAAUCAGAUGAAGAAACAACAAACCAAGAGUCUAACACAAAGGCAGCAAAUUCUGGUCAUUCAAGAACGAAAACUACAUAAACAAGAGAGAGAGAUCUUUACUGGCUUUGGUAGGCGCUGCCUAAUGUGUGCAUGCAGCAGUGUGUGUGGAUAUAGAGAGAAGAUUGUGUGUGAGUUGAAAUCUUCGUGGGGUUUUACCAUUUGAUGUGAAGAAUAAGAGGUGAUUUGCCCUUUAAAGUGUAGAUUACUGGAUGAGUGACAUGUAUGUGUCUUCAAGUGAAGCAGCCUCAAGGUUGGCUGCAAGCUGGGUGGGUCUUCUUCCUUUGUCCUUUCCAUGUACCAUGGUGGCCUGAGUGAUUGAGAUGAGUCCUAAGGAUUGCGAGGUCCUGUCCGUUGUCAAACGAAGAACAUUGUUGUGGUGAUUGUAAUCUUCUGUAGCAGGUCUUACAGAGUUUUGUA
Molecule: messenger RNA, 1641 nt
Organism: Musa acuminata AAA Group (dessert banana)
Lineage: Eukaryota; Viridiplantae; Streptophyta; Magnoliopsida; Zingiberales; Musaceae
Product: protein IQ-DOMAIN 10-like
Exons: 5
Coding region: 511-1263 (250 amino acids)
Molecular function (GO): protein binding
Source: RefSeq, a predicted model, not a curated record